Messenger RNA from Brassica oleracea var. oleracea, 783 nucleotides. RefSeq lists its product as uncharacterized. NCBI's taxonomy places the organism in Eukaryota, Viridiplantae, Streptophyta, Magnoliopsida, Brassicales, Brassicaceae. The coding region runs from base 1 to 783 and encodes 260 amino acids. The transcript has a single exon. The record is from RefSeq and is a predicted model, not a curated record. Gene Ontology annotation, molecular function: zinc ion binding; nucleic acid binding.
AUGGGAGAACCAAAAAUAUUAGUGGAAGUUGAGCUAGACAAACCUUUUCCAAAACUCAUUGCUCUUGAUGACAAGCAAGGUAAUAUCUAUUUGGUAGAUGUUGAGUAUUCUUGGAUCCCAAGUGCUUGUGAGAGAUGUGGAGCUCUUGGUCAUAAGGCAAAGAGAUGUCUUCUCCCUGCUGCGUCUAUAAAUUCUGAUCCGGCGACAAAGGAAACUGAUAAACCGGAUGAUCAAGUCCCAUUGGUGGACAUCAAUCACUUGUUGCAAAGCGGCAGGUCCGUGUCCAACACUCUUUUUCUUUCUGUUCAUCAAUCAUCUAUGAACAUUGAAGAAUCUUCCAUCACUGAACCCUCUGAAACUGAAACUACCAAUACGGUCUCUCCUUCGCAUGAGGUACUUUCCCCCUCUUGCUCAAAAUUUGAAAACACUUUGCCUAUUUUAGCAGUUGGAAACACUGCUCCUUCUCACUCACAUGUUAUGGAAGAAAUUCCAUCGAAAUCAACUAUUUUGGAGAGCUCUCAAGUCUCUGAUCAUGAGCAGCUCAGUGGUCCUUAUUCUCCUCAUACACUUAACCGUCAACAAUUUCGUAUGGAACCGGAAAUUCCGUUGUCAUAUGAAAAAGAAACAGGUUUUGAAAAAGUUGGAGAUGCUUCUAGUUAUAGUCUAACUAGAGGAGGCAGAUCAAUUAAACCAACCCAAAAAAUUCAAGAAAUGGAAUGGACUAAAGGUAGAGGAAGAGGCAAAAAAGGUCAUCGUAACCGAGGAACCUCCUUCAAUAGUUAG